CCUGCACGGUGGCCAACCCUAAAUAAACAGAGAGUCUUUAUAUGUGGCAGUUGGUAGUUGUGUAACAACAACACUAAGCAAUAACUCAGAGAGAGAGAGAGAGAGAGAGGGAGAGGUCACUACAAUUUCAUUUCAUAUUAAGGCUUUGAAACAACCUUAUUGUUGUUUGUGGUGACUGUAAAGACGAUGAGUUUCGUUUGCAAGAGGAAAGCGAAAGAGGCAAUGGAUCAAACACACCCAGCUGAUGGCACCAAGAAGAACAAGAACAAGAAGAAGGAUCAUGAUCAUCAUGGCCAUGGGGACCGUGGAAGAGCGAAACGGCGCGCUCUGGUAUCGUUCUGGGAGUUACCGGAGUACAUGAAGGACAACGAGUUCAUACUAAAUUACUACAGAGCCAACUGGCCUCUCAAGGAAGCUCUCUUCAGUAUAUUUCGUUGGCAUAACGAAACGCUCAACGUUUGGACGCAUUUGAUUGGGUUUAUUUUGUUUUUGGGAUUGACUGUGGCGAAUUUGAUGGAAGUGCCUCAGGUUGUGGAUCUUCUUGGCUUCUUCACCAGGUCUAUGGCUUUUAGUGCAGAAACAAAUGUUUCCCAUAAUUACAAAGAUUUCGUCGUUGAUACCACAAGACUCGUCGAUCUGAAGCACGUAACACCGCCGGAAAUGGAUAUCACCCUGAUCGGGAUGGCCGCAUCACGGUGGCCAUUCUUCGUGUUCUUGAGCGGGUCUAUGUUUUGCCUCCUCUCGAGCAGCAUAUGCCACCUCUUUUCAUGCCACUCGCACCCAUUAAAUCUCUUCUUAUUGCGAAUAGACUACGUCGGAAUCACCGUCAUGAUCAUCACCUCCUUUUUCCCUCCAAUCUACUACAUAUUCCACUGCGACCAUCGCUGGCAAUUCGUCUACCUUGGCGGCAUAACGGUAAUGGGCAUGUUCACCAUUGUUACAAUGCUUUCGCCAUCAAUGUCGAGCGGGAAAUAUCGUGGUUUUCGAGCGUUGAUAUUCUCGGCAUUGGGGUUGUUUGGAAUCAUCCCUGCAAUCCACGCCGUUGUUGUCAACUGGGGCAAUCCCCAGCGAAAUGCUACACUAGCGUACGAGUUAGCCAUGGCCGUAUCUUAUUUGACCGGAGCAGGUUUUUAUGUUAGCCGGAUUCCGGAGAGGUGGAAGCCGGGAUGGUUUGAUUUGGCAGGGCAUAGUCAUCAGAUAUUUCAUGUUUUGGUGGUGAUGGGUGCAUUGGCUCACUACGGUGCCACGCUCCUAAUCCUGGAUUCGCAACACACUAUGAAUUGUUGAAGGGUUAUGUAGUAUUAAUUCCAAUUAUAAAAGUGUGAAUUUUUUUUUUAUUAAUUAGUAAAUUUAUUGGGGUUCAUUUUUUUU
Molecule: messenger RNA, 1371 nt
Organism: Alnus glutinosa
Lineage: Eukaryota; Viridiplantae; Streptophyta; Magnoliopsida; Fagales; Betulaceae
Product: heptahelical transmembrane protein 1
Exons: 4
Coding region: 187-1287 (366 amino acids)
Biological process (GO): response to hormone
Cellular component (GO): membrane
Molecular function (GO): signaling receptor activity
Source: RefSeq, a predicted model, not a curated record